AUGGGACGCUCUUGCUGUGGAAACACGCUCAAUCACGCAGAUGCCGUUGACAAGGCUGUGUUAAAAACCCCAGAUUCUUUCUCUGUGAAUUUUGGUGGCGGUGCGUCAUCGGAGACAUCCAAUCAAGGGAACUCGUCUGGAAACGACGAUGUCCAAAAGAACGAUAAAAUUAAAGCCGCAGACGCCUGGUACCAGGAGCCUACCGAUAUUUGCAAGGUAAAGGCUCGACGCACGGCUUGCGAGAGAGGCUGUUGCGACGAUCAGUCUAGCGAGACCAUUGGUGAAAUGGAUGUCCUUUCUUGCGGUGCUUCUGCUUCUAAGGAAGCCAGUUGUGCAGGAAAUUCGAACCCCAAAGCUGAAAGGCUAAAACGCAGUGUUUCAUUUCCCGAUACCUCACGGUCAAGCGAAUCUGCGACUUCGGAUGAACCUACCGAGGCAAUGUGCUGCGAGGGCAAGUCUUCGUCGCCCUGCUGUGAUGAAAGCUGCCUCGACCGCCUGGCUUUGCGUGAAUGUGAUAAGGGAUCAACCACCCAUUGCAUGGAAGCAGCUGGAAACUCACUUCCUUCGAAAUCGACCCCCACAGAAGGUGCAAAGCUCAACCGCAGAGCUUGCGAUCGUCACAAUCGCUCGGUUAGAGAGCAGUAUGCGACUAAGCUUAUGGCUCUCGGAUGUGUCUGCCGUGCUCUUCUUGCGCUAGGUAAAGAAUCAUGCUGCGAGCCUCGAAAGCGCUCUUCUCUGGAUAAGGGGCAAUUCUCCGAACGACCACUGAGACAGUCUUUCCCGUGGAUUUCGGUUGAAUCUCUCCGCAAAGUCGGCACGUCUACAAGUCGAUCGCCGCUUCGAAGUACCGACCAUGGCGAAACGUACAAACAUAAAUGUGGUGUCAAAAAGAGUGCCAGUCAAGGUUGCGCUACCAAAUCUUGCUGUAAAUCCAACUUUACUACCUCCAGUGACGAACGCAUCGAUCUCUGUAACAACAAACCUGGGGGAAAAGAAACUCAGUCCCCGAGUGGCUCGUGCGUUGAUAUCUGCUGCGCCUCCAAAAAGUACAAAAAGAGCGGAACUGUUAGCAUUGACCCUGAUCUAGAGGGUCAGGCCAUAGGUGUCGAGCAUGUGGUUCUAUCGAUAUCUGGUAUGACUUGCACUGGCUGCGAGACGAAACUCAACAGAACCCUCGCAACAGUGGUAGGUGUUAAGAACCUGCGGACUAGUCUGGUUCUGUCUCGAGCAGAGUUCGACUUGGACCUCAAUCUCUCUACUGUAGACUUUGUUAUGAGGCACUUGGAGCGGACUACAGAGUUCAAAUGUGAGAUCAUCACCAAUAAUGGGUCGGCUAUGGAUAUAUUUGUUUCUGGGGAUCCAAAUUUGAUUGUCAACCAGGCUUGGCCGGAAGGCGUGAGUGACAUAUCGCUCAUCGAAAAGUGUACUCUUCGCGUUUCCUUUGACCCGGAAGUGGUUGGGGCACGAGAUCUCAUUGAAAAACACUGGGGCGAGAUUGCAAAACUUGCGCCCAUCUGCGCUGACCCAGCACUCGCAGCUGGAAGCAAACAUGUCCGCCAUUCCGGUUUCAUGACUCUCUUGUCUGCAGUCCUCACAAUUCCAGUGUUAGUCAUGGCAUGGGCCCCCAUCCCCGAGAGAGAAAUCGCCUAUAGCUCUACCUCGCUGGCUUUAGCUACUGUCAUUCAGGUUGUGAUAGCAGGGCCUUUUUACCCUAAAGCAUUGAAGGCUCUUAUCUUCUCGCGGGUCAUUGAGAUGGAUCUUCUUAUCGUGUUGAGUACCAGCGCGGCAUACAUCUUCUCUGUGGUCUCUUUCGGCUUUCUCGUCGCUGGUAGCCCUCUUUCCACUGGCCAGUUCUUCGAGACAAGCACCCUUCUGGUUACUUUGAUCAUGUUCGGAAGAUAUAUCGCCACACUUGCCCGACAAAAAGCGGUGGAGUCAAUCUCCAUUCGGUCACUUCAGACACAGACAGCCCUUCUUGUAGACAAAUCAAACUCUUCUGAGCCUCGGGAAAUUGACGUUAGGCUACUGCAGUACGGAGACACUUUCAAAGUCCUUCCUGAUGUCAGAAUCCCGACCGACGGAACUGUAACAUCUGGUUCAUCGGAAGUAAACGAGUCCAUGCUCACUGGAGAGUCCCGACCGGUUGAAAAAAGUCCGAAAUCGCGUGUCAUUGCAGGGACAAUCAACGGGUCAGGAAGCCUGUAUGUCAAGCUAACUCGCCUCCCGGGUGACAAUGCUAUUAACACUGUCGCCGCCAUGGUCGAUGAAGCCAAGCUUUCUAAGCCAAAGAUCCAAGAACUUGCCGACAAGGUGGCUUCCUACUUCGUUCCAGUCAUUGUUGGUUUAACCGUCAUCACAUUUGCCAUUUGGGUGGCUGUCGGCAUAGCAAUACAAGGGAAGGCCGGUUCUGAAGCAAUACAAGGGAAGGCCGGUUCUGAAGCAACCGUUCAGGCUGUCACCUACGCCAUCACCGUGCUUAUUGUCUCCUGUCCUUGCGCCAUUGGUCUCGCCGUACCGAUGGUGGUUGUAAUCUGCAGCGGUAUCGCGGCGGAGCGAGGUGUGAUGUUCAAAUCUGCAUAUUCCAUCGAAGUCGCGCAUAGGGCCUCCCACGUGGUCCUUGACAAGACAGGAACCCUUACUCAGGGAAAGCUCAGCGUAGCCGUUGAGCACCACCUUGGAAAUGGUGGAGCAUCUCUGUCACUUCUUUUAGGCCUAGUUGGCGACAGCAAGCACCCGGUUUCGGUUGCUGUUAGUAAUCAUCUUAGGCACAAGGGAGUUGUUGCAACGGCUCUCUCCGACAUCAAAAGCCUAACCGGCCGAGGUGUCGAAGCGAAACUAGCUAAUCAAACGCUACAAGCUGGGAAUUCUCGCUGGCUAGAGCUUUCCACUCAACCCUUGGUGCAGCCGGUGCUUACACAAGGCUACACCGCGUUCUGCUUCGUCAUUAACGGGGCGCUACUUGCGGUCUUUGGUCUCGAAGACUCUCUCCGAGCCGAUGCAACCCACGUAGUUCAUACUCUACAGAAACGCGGCGUCUCAGUUCAUGUGGUAUCGGGUGAUGACGAAGGCGCCGUGCAGAAUGUGGCCAUAAAGUUAAGAAUCCCUGAGAGUAACGUUCGUGCUCGGAGCUCUCCAGCAGAUAAACAAGUUUAUGUCAAAAAUCUCCUGGGCAAUUGUUCAGAUGGUGAUGUGCCGAUUGUCAUCUUUUGCGGAGAUGGCACCAAUGAUGCCGUGGCACUCGCGCAAGCAACCAUCGGUGUUCACAUGAACGAAGGCAGUGAUGUUGCUCAGUCUGCAGCUGAUAUUGUGCUUAUGCGUCCAAAUCUGUCUGGUCUUCUCACCAUGAUGGAUGCUAGCAAGGUCUCUGUGAGACGCAUCAAAUUCAACUUUGCUUGGAGCUUUAUCUACAACACAUUCGCCGUACUCCUUGCAGCCGGGGCCUUUGUGAAUGCCCGAAUUCCGCCUCAGUUUGCGGGGCUGGGGGAGCUAAUCAGCGUGCUGCCCGUCAUCAUCGCUGCUGUGCUUUUGAGAUGGUCUAAAAUCUAG
Penicillium digitatum Pd1 is the source of this 3546-nucleotide messenger RNA. RefSeq names its product cation-transporting P-type ATPase PCA1. Gene Ontology annotation, cellular component: membrane. NCBI's taxonomy places the organism in Eukaryota, Fungi, Ascomycota, Eurotiomycetes, Eurotiales, Aspergillaceae. Gene Ontology annotation, biological process: monoatomic cation transport. The record is from RefSeq and is a predicted model, not a curated record. Gene Ontology annotation, molecular function: metal ion binding; ATPase-coupled monoatomic cation transmembrane transporter activity; ATP hydrolysis activity.